Molecule: messenger RNA, 477 nt
Organism: Vicia faba (fava bean)
Lineage: Eukaryota; Viridiplantae; Streptophyta; Magnoliopsida; Fabales; Fabaceae
Source: the annotation of a GenBank genome assembly
AUGGAGGACGUUUGGACUAUGAAGAGGGAACUACCAGAUUUUAUGGGGACAAAUCCUGUUGGUUGGAUCUCUGCGGCUGAAAAGUUCUUUGAGAAGAACAAAAUUCAUUCCGAAGAUAAGUUGCAGUGGGCAUUCAUGAGCAUGGAAGAUGAAGGAGCGAUGCUAUGGUUUUAUUAUUGGUGCGAAGAGAAUCCAGAUGCUGACUGGAAUUCACUUUUUAAGGCUAUGACUAGAGAAUUUGGAGCACAAAUGGUGCAAAAUCAAGAAUCUAAGCCGAAACUAUGGAAGGUGAUAGAAACACACGAUAAGCCAAAGUUAGAGGAGAUGAACUUCACUGUAGAACGAGAAGCAAAAGGUUAUGCAAAAGUAGAAUCUGACUCCAAAGAGAUUGUUGAUAUAGUGAUAGAAACGGAUUACCGAAAACGAGGAGCAAAAGCAAAGUGUGACAGAAGAAUGAAUAAGAUGCAAAGAAAGUAG